CUGCCCGCGGACUGAAGCAGUCGCUAGAGUUUCAUCGUCUGCUUUUAGUGCUUUCUUCUAAGCACUGGGGGUUAAGGUUAAGAACCUGUGCAGUGACACAUUUUGCCUCUGGAAAGAAAAGAAAAGGGGGUUAAGUUUAAAAGGUUUUCCUAAUUUCCUGCGCAAACGGCACGAGAGGAUUAAAUGCAGAGGCUGGAGUAAAGAGAGAGAGAGAGAGAAAGGUUUGAGCGUAAAAGUUCAACAACUCAAGUUCAUCAACUCUGUGAGGCGAACUGAAUGACUCCAGACUCUUUUGUCUACGACAAAUUUAUUUAAUAAGGAGAUAAAAAGCGGUUUGUCUUGCGCGCGCUGCAAGCAGGGCGCAUGCCUUAAGUUUGCGCGCUUGUCAAGCGAUCGAACGUUUAAUUGACACCUGUUGCAUUGUGACGCGCGAUACUGUACUGUAUCCCGGUAAGUGGUUCGAACAUUUAAAAAGUUGAAUUCGAGUGAUUUCUCUGGAACUCUUGUGGAAUGGACAGCGCCGGACUGUUUGGGGAGUAUGUUCUUCAGUUUGUAAGUGUAUAAAUGAGAGAGAAAACACACGGGGAACUCGAGCGCCAAGUUAAAUCUUUCUGAGGUGGAAUUGUUACAUAUUUUCAGAAGUAACUCCUACUUUGUGUGCGGUUCAAAAAAAAAAAGUAACUCAAAGAACAUCACGUAGAGCAGAAGACCAGGUUCAGCUCUCAGGUCUUCAGCUUUGGAACUUUAGAGAAACUUUUGAGGACUGAACGGACCGUUGGUUGAAGUCGGCAAACAAAGGAGGCUUUUCCCAUUUCUUGGACCAGGAAAUAUGGAUGUGAGGAUGAACCAAGGACAUCUACUUCUGGCCGUGACCCUCAUCGCCUGCAACUCACAGCUGCUGGUGGUCGCCAACUCGUGGUGGUCAUUAGCCAUGAACCCCAUCCAGAGGCCGGAGAUGUACAUCAUCGGAGCGCAACCUUUGUGCAGCCAGCUGACGGGCCUGUCUCAGGGCCAGAGAAAGCUCUGUCAGCUCUAUCAGGACCAUAUGGUUUAUAUCGGAGAGGGGGCGAAGACGGGCAUCAAGGAGUGUCAGUAUCAGUUCAGGCAGAGGCGAUGGAACUGCAGCACGGUGGACAACACAUCGGUGUUCGGGCGCGUCAUGCAGAUAAGCAGUAGAGAAACAGCUUUUACAUACGCCAUCAGUGCAGCGGGCGUAGUGAAUGCAGUAAGUCGGGCAUGCCGUGAGGGCGAGCUUUCCACCUGUGGCUGCAGCAGAGCGGCCCGUCCCAAAGACCUCCCAAGAGACUGGCUUUGGGGUGGCUGUGGGGACAACGUCAACUAUGGCUACCGUUUCGCCCGGGAGUUUGUGGAUGCCCGCGAGCGGGAGAAGAACUACCCACGUGGAUCAGUCGAGCAUGCGCGCACACUUAUGAAUAUACAGAACAAUGAAGCCGGGAGAAUGGCAGUGUACAAUCUGGCCAACGUCUCGUGUAAGUGUCAUGGCGUCUCCGGUUCAUGCAGUCUGAAGACCUGUUGGCUCCAACUGGCCGAUUUCCGUCGUGUUGGUGAGUUCCUAAAGGAGAAGUACGACAGCGCCGCUGCCAUGCGUAUUGGCCGACGAGGCAAACUGGAACUGGUCAACAACCGCUUCAACCCCCCAACACCUGAAGACCUGGUCUACAUCGAUCCCAGUCCGGACUACUGUUUGCGUAACGAGACCACUGGCUCCCUGGGCACCCAGGGCCGUCUUUGCAACAAGACCUCUGAGGGAAUGGACGGAUGCGAGCUAAUGUGCUGUGGUCGUGGUUACGACCAAUUCAAGACCUACAAACAUGAGCGAUGCCACUGCAAGUUCCACUGGUGCUGCUACGUCAAAUGCAAGCGCUGCACAUCACUGGUAGACCAAUUCGUCUGCAAGUAGCACCCUGGGAACGGGACAGAAGCCCUGGAGAGGCACUGAGCAAUUAGUGGGAAACGAAUAGGACCCUUGGUGGACCCCUAGGGGGAACUUAGAGAUAAUUAAAUGUAAAAUGAAAUAUUAAAUAGCGACAAAUUAAAGUAUAUAAAUAAGUGUACGUGUGCCAUUGAUAGUAAUUUAAUGACUUUUUCUGACUUAAGGAUCAAAAGUUGGACGUCAUUGAUGAAACAGAGGCACAGAGUGCUCGUUUAUGUUGUCGUCAAGGUGUUCUCUCUACCGAAAGUGCCCGGCGAACACGCUUGUGUUUGAAUCAAGAGACGGUGUGACCCUCUGCCGUCUUUAGAAGGAAGAGCCUACAAACUCUUAAGAGACUCUGGAAAGAGGAUGGAGAACAACAUGGCACACGGUCCAUCGCCUUUUCUAGACCUUUGUUUCACCACUUGCUUUGAGACUGUGCUGAUUCUUGACAAGACCUCUACAAACACAGUCCACCUUGCCUAUAGCAGAGCUCUUAAAACCUUAAGUCAAAUGGGGACACCAGGGAUGCAGAGAAACGCAGAGUUAUUGGACAUUGUGUUCUAUGAUGUCAUGUUGAUCUUUGAGAUAUGACAGAACAGCAUGCUGCUUCUAAACCUCAUGUUAUGCGAGCCACUCCCCCCCACUGAUUCUGGAGAGACAAGUGAAAGAUGAAACCAGGAACAAGUACUGCCUGGAAUGGAGUUGAAAUCACCGCAGACUCAUGCUGCUCCCUAUAAAUCUUUUCCAUACGAUCUAAAACGUCUGUCAUUUGAUUUUUGACACAAAGAAUCCUUAAUAUAGGCUUUCAAAUGUCUGUUAUAAAUUUUUGAUGCAUUUCAGGGUCUUCCAAAUGUCAUAUCUUGGUAUUAGAGCUGAUAUUGAGGAGAAUAUUGUGUUGUUCUGUCACAGUGAUGAAUGUGUGUGUGGAAAAAAAAACAACAAGGCUACAUGAUAAGGACUGCAAAAAUAUUAUUGUAACCAAAUACUAGUGGUUCAGAUUAUAUUUUAUUAAUUGCUUCUCAUUGUAUACAUCAUAUGUAUUGUUCUGAUUAUAAUUUUUCGAUAAAGAAGCUUUUUACUGGG
This is a messenger RNA of Myxocyprinus asiaticus (Chinese sucker), 3019 nucleotides long. It is a transcript of the gene wnt5b, whose product is annotated as wingless-type MMTV integration site family, member 5b. NCBI's taxonomy places the organism in Eukaryota, Metazoa, Chordata, Actinopteri, Cypriniformes, Catostomidae. Bases 830 to 1921 code for a protein of 363 amino acids. Gene Ontology annotation, molecular function: cytokine activity; frizzled binding. Gene Ontology annotation, cellular component: extracellular region. The transcript has 5 exons. The record is from RefSeq and is a predicted model, not a curated record. Gene Ontology annotation, biological process: neuron differentiation; cell fate commitment; multicellular organism development.